Molecule: messenger RNA, 4323 nt
Organism: Entrophospora sp. SA101
Lineage: Eukaryota; Fungi; Glomeromycota; Glomeromycetes; Entrophosporales; Entrophosporaceae
Source: the annotation of a GenBank genome assembly
AUGGAUAUACAAAUUCCAGAUUUAGAGUCUUAUAUUAGACAACAAUUGUCAACUCGUAUUAUGUAUCUUGAUGGUGGUAUGGCUACAGUCAUACAACAACUAAAAUUAACGGAAGAUGAUUUCAGAGGACAGAGAUUUCUAAAUCAUCCUAAAGAUCUCAAAGGAAAUAACGAUCUUUUGGUGUUAACACAGCCUCAACAUAUUAGAAAUAUUCAUAUAAAGUAUUUAGAGGCUGGUGCUGAUUUCGUUGAAACUAACACUUUUAGUAGUACUUCUAUCAGUCAAGCAGAUUAUGCUUGUGAAAAUUUGGCCUAUGAAUUAAACAAAGAAGCUGCUAAAUUAGCCAAAGAAGCAUGUCUUGAGGUUACUGCACGUGAUCCAACAAAACCUAGAUUUGUCUGUGGUGCAAUCGGUCCAACAAAUCGUACGUGUUCUAUCUCACCUUCAGUAGAAAAUCCUGCUUAUCGUAACGUUACUUUUGACGAAUUGGUCGAGGCAUAUACGGAACAAACCAGAGGGCUUUUAGAUGGUGGUUCUGAUGCUAUUUUAGUUGAAACUAUUUUUGAUACCUUAAAUGCUAAAGCAGCUCUUUAUGCAGUUGAUACACUUUUUGAAGAAGGCGCAUAUAAACGAGUGCCGGUACUUAUCUCUGGCACAAUUGUAGAUCUAUCAGGACGUACUUUAAGUGGACAAACUGGAGAAGCGUUUGUUACAAGUGUUUCUCACACUCGACCUUUGGCGAUAGGAUUAAAUUGUGCAUUGGGUGCUGAUCAAAUGCGGCCAUUUAUUAGAAAUAUUGCAAAUUUUACAAGUUCAUAUGUGCUCUGUUAUCCAAACGCAGGUCUACCAAAUACUUUUGGUGAAUACGAUGAAACACCAGAAAUGAUGGCAAAAUCUAUACAUGAGUUUGCAAAAGAGGGUUUGAUUAAUAUAGUAGGGGGUUGUUGUGGUACCACACCUCAGCAUAUUGAAGCCAUCGUAAAAGUAUGUUCUCAAUAUAAGCCACGAGUCCCCCCGCCUGAUAUUAGUUUAGAUAAGUUGGUUGUGGCUGGUUUACAAAUUCUGAAAAUUAAUAAAGAAAGCAAUUUUGUAAAUGUGGGUGAAAGAUGUAAUGUUGCCGGUUCAAGGAAAUUUGCCAAGCAUGUGUUAAAUGGCGAAUUUGAAGAAGCCUUAGCCAUAGCUAAAGCACAAGUUGAAAGUGGUGCACAAGUUAUUGAUGUUAAUAUGGAUGAAGGAAUGUUGGAUGGUAAAGCUGCCAUGACAAGGUUUUUAAAUUUAAUUGCAAGUGACCCGGAUGUUUCAAAGUUACCAAUAAUGGUUGAUUCAUCAAAUUUUGAGGUAGUUUUAGCAGGUUUAAAAUGUGCACAGGGUAAAUGUAUAGUAAACAGUAUUAGUUUGAAAGAGGGUGAGGCUGAUUUUAUUAAAAAAGCAAAAAUUAUUAAAAGGUUUGGAGCAGCAGUCAUUGUUAUGGCCUUUGAUGAACAAGGUCAAGCAGAUAUUAAAGAACGUAAAAUUGAAAUUUGUACUCGGUCAUAUAAUAUAUUAACAAAAACAGUUGGAUUCAACAACAAUGAUGUUAUUUUUGAUCCAAAUAUUUUGACAAUAUGUACCGGUAUGGAAGAACACAAUAACUAUGGAGUAGAAUUUAUUGAGGCUGCUAAACUUAUUAAAGAAACUUUACCUGGAGCAAAAAUUAGUGGUGGUGUAUCAAAUUUAUCAUUUUCAUUUCGUGGAAUGGGCAAAAUUAGAGAAGCUAUGCAUAGUGUCUUCCUUUUUCAUGCGAUCAAAGCAGGUCUUGAUAUGGGCAUUGUUAAUGCAGGCUUUUUGACUAUUUAUGAUGAAAUACCAAAAGAUCUAUUGGAAUUAUGUGAAAAUGCGGUUUGGAAUAAAGAUCCUGAUGUUACAGAAAAAAUUUUAAGUUAUGCUCAGAAAUUUGGCAAGGGUAAUGUUAAAUAUAUUGUUGAGGAUACUGAAGAAGCUGGCAACUGUGUUAUUGAGGGACCGUUAAUGGAUGGCAUGAGUACAGUUGGCGAUUUGUUUGGAGCAGGAAAAAUGUUUUUACCACAGGUUAUCAAAUCUGCAAGAGUAAUGAAAAAGGCAGUGGCUUAUUUGAUUCCAAUUAUGGAAGAAGAAAGGCAAGCCGGACUUGUUGCAAAUCCUGAUGCUGAAGAUACAGGUCCACAAAAUGCAGGAGUUGUAGUGAUAGCUACUGUAAAAGGAGAUGUACAUGAUAUUGGAAAAAAUAUUGUUGCAGUUGUACUUGGUUGUAAUAACUACAAGGUUAUUGAUUUGGGUGUUAUGACACCGUGUGAAAAGAUUAUCGAUACAGCAAUAAAAGAAAAGGCUGAUGUUAUUGGGUUGUCAGGAUUAAUUACUCCAUCGUUGGAUGAAAUGAUUACAGUUGCUAGAGAAAUGGAAAAACGUCAAUUAAAAGUUCCAUUAUUAAUCGGUGGCGCUACUACGUCAAAGGCUCAUACUGCAGUUAAGAUAUCUCCACAAUAUAGUCAACCUACCAUUCAUGUAUUAGACGCAUCGAAAAGUGUUGUAGUGGUUUCCAAUUUAUUAGAUCCAAAAUCGAAAGAAGAUUUUUGGGAUGAUAUAAGUGAUGAAUAUUCGGAAAUUAGAGAGGAUCAUUUUUCUUCAUUAAAAGAUAGAAAAUAUUUAUCAUUAAAUUCAGCUAGAGAAAAAAAGUUCCAAAUUGAUUGGUCUAUACAAAAACCUACAAAACCUAACCUUAUCGGUAAAAGAAUUUUUGAAAAUUAUGACUUAAAGAGAAUAUCUGAAUAUAUUGAUUGGAAUCCAUUCUUUCAAGUCUGGCAGUUGAGAGGAAGGUAUCCUAAUCGAGGAUUUCCAAAAAUAUUUAAUGAUGAACAUGUUGGGGCUGAAGCUAAAAAAAUUUACGAAGAAGCACGCAUUCUUAUUAAAAAUAUUAUCGAUAAUAAAUCAUUUAAUGCUAGAGGAAUAGUUGGAAUAUAUCCUGCGAACAGUGUUGACGAUGAUAUUCAGGUUUAUGAAGAUGAAAAUAGGAGCAAGGUUGCUUGCACUUUCUUUGGGUUAAGGCAACAAGCAGAAAAGGAACAGAGCGAACCAUAUUUUUGUUUAUCAGAUUUUAUAGCACCAAAAUCAACCAAUAUCCCUGAUUAUUUAGGGCUCUUUGCAGUUGGAAUAUUUGGUGCAGAAGAUUUAGCUAAAAAAUUUGAGACGGAUCAUGAUGAUUACAAUGUCAUUAUGACAAAAGCAAUAGCAGAUCGAUUUGUCGAGGCUUUUGCAGAAUGUUUACACGAAGAUAUGCGUAAAACUAUAUGGGGAUAUUGUCCUGAUGAAGAUUUGACUUUAAGCGACAUGUUAAGUGUUAAAUAUAAAGGGAUUAGACCCGCGCCAGCUUAUCCUUCUCAGCCAGACCAUAGGGAAAAGAUUACAAUGUGGAAAUUUUUAAAUAUUAAAGAAGAAACUGGAAUUGAUUUAACAGAAGGAUUAGCCAUGUUACCUGCAGCAAGUGUAUCAGCACUUGUAUUUGGAAACCCAGAAUCGCAAUAUUUCUCAGUAGGAAAAAUUGAAAAAGACCAAGUUACGAGUUACACAGAACGCAUUGGGAAAGAUUUAGAAGAAACUGAAAAGUGGUUAGGGUCUAUUUUAAAUUACGAAAAUUUACAUUUUGGUGAUUUUUCUCAAUAUUGGUGGGAGACCAGACAAACUGAUAAUGAUUCUAUUUUAUAUCCUAUUAGAAUAAAUAUGAAAACAUUAGUUAUACUUAAUAAAACACAUUUUUUUAUCACAAUUAUUGAAGGCCAUAAAGAUUGUUUACAUAAACCUGGCUAUAUAUGUGAAGCAAAUAAUUUAACAAGUGAUAUUUUUGAUAAUGUUUCAGCUGCUGUAACUACACUUUAUAAGCAGUUGUUUCCUUCUUCUGAAACAAAAUUCUCAGGACCUCUUAUCAUAGGACAUGAUAAACCAGAAAUUAAUAAUCAAUUGUUAACAGAUGUAAUAUUUUGUCCAUUUAAUUGCAUGUACAAUAAAUUCACAAUAUUUAUUUAUGGAAUUGGUGUGUCCUCAGAUGAUGGAAUGUGUAAUGUAGGUCCAGGAUUUAAGUCUUCUUUUGUUUGUGUAAUAGGGUUUGAGAAAAAGAAGACAUUAUUUGUACAAGAGAUAAAUUAUAAAAACUCCAUUGUAAAAAUUUAUCAAGAUCAUAAAUUGAUGUCUACACAUGUUGGUAGUAACCCAAAUGAUGUGUGGGAAAAGUACCUAAAUGCUUGCCUGAAGAAUGGAAUAUUGCUAGCAAAAUGGAACAUUUAUGGAAUUAUCACUUACGAAAAUGUACAUUAG